Messenger RNA from Aphanomyces invadans, 1449 nucleotides. Its product is annotated as NAK/MPSK protein kinase, variant. Gene Ontology annotation, biological process: protein phosphorylation. Bases 25 to 978 code for a protein of 317 amino acids. Gene Ontology annotation, cellular component: cytoplasm. The record is from RefSeq and is a predicted model, not a curated record. NCBI's taxonomy places the organism in Eukaryota, Oomycota, Saprolegniomycetes, Saprolegniales, Verrucalvaceae. Gene Ontology annotation, molecular function: protein serine/threonine kinase activity; ATP binding. The transcript is spliced from 3 exons.
CGACGAUCCUCUACACCGAUCGCCAUGGGCAAUGCGAUCAAGCUGAACGGGAACACGUACAGCAUACGCGGGAAGCUCGGGACGGGAGGAUUCUCGGAGGUGUACUUGGUGGAAGGCAGACUGUGUCCGAAUGCACAUCUUCCAUCGGAUCGGACAGAGCACGACGAAAACAAUGACUCGCUGUAUGCUCUCAAAGUCAUGCAGUGUGACGACGAUGACCAGCUCCGUCGAGCACUCAUGGAAGUUCAGGUGCAUCGCCGCCUCAAACACCCAAAUGUUGUGCCGCUCGUCGAGUCAGAGAUUCGAAUGAAGGUGACACGGCAUCACUCGGCUGUGCAAAAUGCGCUGUCGAAAACCAAAGAAGUCCUCCUGCUAUUUCCGGUCUACUCGAUGGGAUCUCUGCAACAACUCCUCAACAAAGCCGAACACAUGCCCCUCUUUGACGAACCUGCGUGCCUCCAUAUCUUCCUUGGUAUUGCCCGAGGCGUUCGCGAAAUCCACGCGCUCGGGCUCGCGCACCGCGACAUCAAGCCCGGCAAUGUCCUCCUUAGCGACACGUAUGCACCUGUCGUGAUGGACUUGGGGUCGACCGCUCCGCUCUACGUCUCCAUCAACAACCAUCGUGACGCUACUGUCCUCGUCGAAGAAGCGGCUCAGUUCUCGAGCGCUCCAUACCGGGCACCAGAGCUUUGGGACGACUCGUUCCGCGGCACGGUGAGCGGCAAGGCAGACGUUUGGUCCCUCGGGUGCAUACUCUACGCUCUCGUCUUUGGCCCGUUCGGUCCAUUUGAGUCGCCCCACGACGGUGUCCAGCGCUUGGCGAUCCUAAACGGCACAGUGAAAUUCCCGUCCCAUGUCUCCUCCGACGGAGGCGUGUCCGUGGCGUACGUGGCGCUCAUUCAGCGACUGCUUCAAGUAAAUGUCGACAACCGGCCGACCUUGGACGACGUGAUUACAGCUACUGAAAAGGUAUAUUGACAAAGAGCAUGCGAUGGAACUUAUUCCCACGUUUCUUUCGGGGGGAAUCGUAUGCAGCUCCUCGAGAGUAUUACCUGCCCGGACAACGACUUCGUCGGCGUCGUCGGCAAGGGCUUUUCGUCCGAUCCAGAUUCCGUCGCGUCGUCCACAGGACAAAGGAAGACCCAAGCAAGGGACCUCGCGUAUAAAGGACGAUCCAUUCUAAACACCGCGCUAGCAUUGUGACCGGUGCAGCCAACGUGAAUGCGAUCGACUGUGAUCUCCACGGAUUGCUUCGUAGUGGAUCCACAGCUGCGGCAGCAACGGUGCAGGCGUUCGAGUGCAGCGCGACGAGCGUCCGACACACUCCACCUGUGACCAACUUCGAAUUCGUCGCGCAAAUGCAGUGAAAAGUGACAGGGAUUCCAUCGAUUAGUGGACAGGUGACACUGGCGUGACCAGACGGAAGGAAUACACGUGACAGUUUGUGCC